AUUAUCGAUAGAACAUCAGUCACCAAUAUUCCAAGUAAUUCUUUUUUAAGAUAAUUUAUUUUGUAUCUUAUUAUUAGCUUGCAUUAAUUGUUAAAAACUGCAUAAUUCAAUAUUUCAAAACCAUUUUAAUGCGUAUAAAUAUCCAUGUAGCACAAAUACUAAAAAUACCGAAGUAAUUUCCAUUGCCUAAAAUAGAUCAAGUGAAGUUACAUCGCGGUCCUACCUCUACAUUUUACUGGACAGUAAAAAUAGAUAGGCUUGGAUAUUUUUAUUCCUCUCGUGGCUUUGUUUUGGUAAGAAUAUUAUGUUGUUUAUCUUUUUCAAAGGCUUAGUAUUAUUACUUAACAAUAACCGCCAUAAUGGUCACCUAAGUUCUUUUAGUCAGUUGAAAGCAACCUUGGAAACAUCUUUCGGAUCAGCCGGAUCUGAGGCGGUGAAGAGUUCUACUAUCGCUUAGCCACUAGUAAACGUUAGGGAAAUCUCCCAACCGAGAAUCGAGGGCGAUAUAACUUAGAGCUUGUCUACUUUAUUUUACACAAAUUCUAUUUUAAAUCGUGAAUCAGGGUUGGGGCUAAUUUUAACACUAAGAUGAAUGUAAAUAAAAUGUGGACACUAUUGUGGAAAACUCUCCGAAAACAAGUGUUUAGUUUAUUAAAUUAUCUACACUAAAAUGAAAUAGAAUAAAAGAAGGUAAUUCAAUAAGGAAAAGGCCCUAAGUUUAACUAAAGUCUAAAGACUAAUGCUACUCUAGACUAGGCCAAAUUUGAGUAGGCUACCAUUUUACUUAAAAGACUUUAGCUGAAGGAGAAAAAAAAGUCAUAUUUACAAAAUAUUGGCUAGGCCUAAAUUAAAAUGUUAACAUUGAGGCAGGGCCUAGUAAUAAUUUCUACUAGUGAAAAUUUAAAGAAACUGGAGCUGUGUGUGUCUAACUAAGUCUAUCAAUCAGGAAGGAUGAUUGUCACUUUCUUGUUAGUUAAAAUAAUAAAAUUUUACUAGACUAUAAAAAUGUUUUAGGGUCUUUAGCUGCCUUGUAUUUUUAAUCAUAAUCAUCUAAAGCUCAGCCUGGCUUAAGAAUUUAUAAUUACUAUGUAAUGCUAUGUCAUUGGUCCGGAUUUUAGGCCUAGGAUAAAAAAUACAUAACUCAAACAUGCAGUCAUAUUCAUAUACUUGGCUAGCCCAUAAAAAAUGAUAUAAUAAUAAUCAAAAUAUAUAAAGGCUAGAUUAGACUGCUGUAACUAAAAUUUGAUGACCUAGACCCAUUUACUAGGCUUAAGUUAUUGGACCAAGCCUUUUCAAUUUUUGCUGUUUAUUAUUUGGGCAUAUUAAUAAUAGUAUGAUGAUUAAAAUUAAAAUAUUUUAAAAUGUAUCCAACCUUGGCCUGAUUGAAAAUAAAAGAAAAAAAAGCUUUAAAUUUAUAAUCAGACUUUACCAAGCAAAUGUUUUUUUUAAUCUUUAUCUUACUCUCAUAAGAAUUGUGGCUGGCACAAGUUCAAAGUUGAGUUGUGUUUUUAUCUAUUAUUUGUUAACCCUGCCUAAUUUCUUUUCAUUUUCCCCUACUUAUACUUAGAUCACAAACAUUUGAAUAAUUGCAGUUUUGAUUGAAUAGUUAGGAUGCGUUGUUGAUAUUUAUAUAUCUUUUGGACUUCAUUAUAAUUAUAUUAUUAUCCUUUGCUGCUUACAUCUGAAAUAUAGUUAUAAUAUACAAUAUUUAUAUUUACUAAAUUUAUUUUACAGCUACACCUGAAAAAAGCAUGGGCCGAAAAAAGAUUCAGAUUGCUCGUAUAAAUGAUGAGAGAAACAGACAGGUUUGCCUUUUUUAAAUUCAGAGUAACCAAAUUUUAAAAUUAUUUACCCGUAAAUGAUUGGUAUAAGUAUAAGAUAUAUAUAUAUAUAAAGUCCUCUACUUCUUAUAUAAAAAAAAAUUAUGUUUACUUGUGCCUAUAUGUUUUUUUUUAUUUUGCACAUAAUCUUUUCUAUAUUGUCUAAUCAUCUUCUACAUUUACUCCUUUAAAUAGGUCACAUUUACAAAGCGGAAAUUCGGGCUGAUGAAAAAGGCAUAUGAACUAAGUGUCUUGUGUGACUGUGAAAUUGCUCUCAUCAUAUUCACCAGCAAUAACAAAUUAUAUCAGUAUGCCAGUUCUGAUAUGGACAAAGUGCUCCUUAAGUACACAGAGUAUAAUGACUCUGUAGUCAGUCAAACCAACAAAGAUAUCGUUGAUGUAAGUUUUCUGUGUGUUGAAAUAUUAAUAUUUUUUAAACUUAAUAUUUAUAUUUAAAAUGUAGCAGGUAUAGAGAGAUAUUUUAAUAAAUUUAAAAAAACUGGGGGUUUUUUAGGGGGGGGGGGGGGUGUUUUCAAUCUUUUUUUAUUUUUUAAAUAAUUAAAUAACAAAAUCUUUUAAAUCAUUAAAUAACAAAAAUUCUUUAUCAAAAGCGUCUUUUCCUAUGGUAUGACAAACAAUUCUGAAUUAUAACAGAUACAUCUAUAAACAUUACCAGGAUUAUGUUAUUAGCAAAUGUUUGUCAACUUUUUAUUCAAUCUGCAAUUAUUGUAAGUCAGCUUUAAAUAAUUUUUUUGUCAUAAAUACAAAGGGGAUUUUCUUGUUCCCAAAUGAUGGCCCGAAUUUUAAAAAUGGUGUUGUUAACAUGUAUUAUUUUGUAACUGAUUUGAACUGUUUUCCAGAUGUUGAGCAAAAAGGAAAUUAAAGGUGGUGACAUGGAUGGGGAUGAUGAUGAUUAUCCACUUUCACCUCGCACUGAUGAAAAAUAUCGCAAUAUUGAUGCAGCCUUUGCAAGAGCUAUGAAUGAUACAGCAGUAAAGGUGAGUAUUUAAUUUUUUUUUUUUCAUUCUAUCUUCAAUUAAUAUUUGUUUAAAUUUUCAUAGAUUUUCUUCUUUGCAAAUACAUAUAAAAUUGGGUUAAAAUUUAAAUUUUCAGCUCACAAUUUAUAAAUUCAAUAAAAAUCUUUAAUGAAGUGAAGUCUCAUUUAUACACUUGCAGCUAAUUGUGCUAAAUCCAAUAUUUAUAAUAUAUUGUGAUAUUUACAUGUGAAAAGGCUUUAAAUUUUAAAAUUAAUUAGAAUGUUUUUAUUUACUUUAAAUGCUUUUGGUGAUUUCAAUAUUAUUUUAGGAAUAGUUUCAAAAUUGCUUUUCUUUCUCCCCGAAAUCUGGAUUUAUCUAUGUAUUAUUUAUUCAUAACCUAAACUUAUCUAGAGUACACAGUCUUUUGAUGUAAGUCUUGUUUCAUAACUGAAAUUAUUUAUUUUAGAAAACUGAAUUCAUGUAAUCAGAGGACUUCCUUUUCUUCCUGUAAAUAUUCAUUUAGCUCAGUAGAAAUUUUUUUAUAAUAAUUUGUUUAUGUCUCUAUUAUUAAGCCUAUUCAGCAAACACAGCAAGUGUACCAGUUACCUGUUCAAGUUUCCACAAGCCAAUAUACUACAACCCCAACAAACAUGGGUGGAGGAUCAGUUAUAGUCUUUCAACCUCCUACACAAGCACAAAGCCCAUCUGGUACGUAUGUUCACUUAUGCAUACAUGUAACUUGUAUUACUUUUUAACCUCACCAUCUGUAUGACACUGGAUAAAUAUUGUCAGUUAGGCCAAGUUUCAUCAACCUCCCAUAAUUUCUUUACUCAAAAAAUUUUUUUUCGCGCUAAUUUAAACAUUAAAAAAUUCCAAAUAUUUCUUUAAUGUUUUGCAAAAAUGUUUUUUUAAAAAAAAAGAGAGAAUUUUUAAUUUUAAACUCUUCAGCCAUUGAUUUAGGGGAAUUCUUUUACAUAGCAUUAUCAUAUAAUCAUACUUUUCUCAUUGAUGACAUUGGGAUAUUUGAUAAUUGACUUAUAGUUCAAUAAAUUUAUGACUGAAUGAAUAUCCUCUGUUUUAUUAUCUUGGGAGAGUUGUCUUUCCUCUUAUACGUUUCAAAUAUUGCUUUCGGGGAUGGGGAGUGGUUCUUUAACAGAACAGCAGCAAAUGAGCAUAUUUAGCUAUGCUGGUUGUUUGUGUGUGUCUGUCAGGAAGCCGAGUAAGUCCAGCCCCAUCUGGUGCUUCCCUGUUAGCUAGCAAUCAAACCACCUCGGCGGCAAGCACUUCUCAGCCUGUACCAGUUGCCUUACACCAUGUUACAGAUUUCAACCCCACGGUUGUAGCCUCUACGUCCAAUCAGACCGUCACAGUCGCGGCCACGCCCGGGAAGAGGCCAGGUCUAAAGGUUCUUAUACCAGAAAGAUCACAAGCUGUUACCCAGGUAUGGGAUGUGAGAAAUUCG
Lymnaea stagnalis (great pond snail) is the source of this 4259-nucleotide messenger RNA. Lineage: Eukaryota; Metazoa; Mollusca; Gastropoda; Lymnaeidae. The record is from the annotation of a GenBank genome assembly.